Messenger RNA from Monomorium pharaonis (pharaoh ant), 1949 nucleotides. RefSeq names its product UDP-xylose and UDP-N-acetylglucosamine transporter (gene Efr). The transcript is spliced from 5 exons. Gene Ontology annotation, molecular function: UDP-N-acetylglucosamine transmembrane transporter activity; UDP-xylose transmembrane transporter activity. Gene Ontology annotation, biological process: transmembrane transport. NCBI's taxonomy places the organism in Eukaryota, Metazoa, Arthropoda, Insecta, Hymenoptera, Formicidae. Gene Ontology annotation, cellular component: endoplasmic reticulum membrane; Golgi membrane. The record is from RefSeq and is a predicted model, not a curated record. Bases 1 to 1005 code for a protein of 334 amino acids.
AUGCGGACGGCUAUUGCGGUGUUCUGUGUCUUCCUCGGCUGCUGCACCAAUGUCGUGUUUUUGGAACUGCUUGUCAAGGAUGAUCCUGGCAGUGGGAAUCUCAUCACGUUCUUGCAGUUUCUUUUUAUAGCCAUUGAAGGAUUUUUAUUCACGUCCAAAUGUGGCACUGUCACACCAACCAUAGGCAUAAAGGAUUAUUUAAUUUUGGUCACAAUGUUUUUUAUUGCCAAUGUGUGCAAUAAUUAUGCGUUCGAUUUUAAUAUCCCUAUGCCGUUGCACAUGAUAUUUAGAGCUGGUUCUCUUAUAGCCAAUAUGAUUAUGGGUAUUGUUAUUUUAAACAAAAAAUACGUGUUUAGCAAAUACUUGUCAGUAUUCAUGAUCACCUCGGGAAUAGCGCUCUGCACAAUUGUUAGCGGCAAAGAGAUUAAAUCUUUGCAGCAGAAAAAUAUAGUGCAAGUACCCACGACGCCAUGGGAGGACUUCUUCUGGUGGACCCUAGGCAUAUCGCUGCUCACAAUUGCCUUAUUUGUUUCCGCAAGAAUGGGUAUUUAUCAGGAAGUACUGUACAGCCGAUAUGGUAAAAACGCGCGAGAAGCUUUGUAUUAUACACACUUGUUACCUCUGCCAUUCUUCCUAACGCUAGCGCCUAAUAUUUACGAUCACUGGAACUUUGCACUUGCAUCUGAACCACUAAGGUUACCUCUCAUUGAUAUACAUAUGCCAUCGUUAAUUGUAUAUUUAAUUGGAAAUGUUCUGACGCAAUACAUGUGCAUCAGCUCUGUAUUUGUGUUAACAACAGAGUGCACCUCUCUCACAGUUACUCUGGUAAUAACGUUGCGAAAGUUCCUGUCAUUGUUAUUCUCUAUAAUUUAUUUCAAAAACCCGUUUACUAUAUAUCACUGGAUUGGUACUCUACUAGUCUUCACAGGUACAAUUAUUUUCACGGAAGUGAUACCAAAGAUUACACAAAGCUUACAGGUACCUAAAACGAAGAAAAUGGAAUAAAUUUUACAAUAAAAAAACAAAAUGUAUUAAUUUUAAAGCAGGCAAAUAAUCAUUUUUUUAUUACUAUUAACUACAUAAUUAUGAACGCUGUUCAAGGCAUUUUGUAGUUUUUUUUUUGUUGCAUUAUUUCGAUACAUAAAAGCAGUACGUAAAAGAAGAUGCGUUUAGCAGAAAAAGCAGCUUUGCGACUGUUAUAAGAGUCUUUAAUAUCUACAAUAUUAGUUUUUGUCCUUAAUUUCUGUCAGACCUAAAUGUAUAAAUCACUCGUACAAAAGAAUUUUCUUAUGCGGGGUCUACAAUAGCAGCAGGAGUAAUGGAGUAAGGAGUAAGAGUAACAAUUAACCAAUUAAAAACCGGGAGUAAACGAAAUGGGCAAAUCUCAUUUCAUAUUUCUUACUUCUUACUCCUACUCCAUUACUCCUGCUGCUAUUGUAGACCCCGCAUUAUAUUUAAUGAUAAUUGCAAAAUUGCUUUUACUAAUAAACGCAACCAUUCUCGAAUAGAUAUGACGUAAAAAUGGUCUUCUCUUCUCUGUUUUAUAUAAAUUUGUUUUUGGAAAAUAAUAGCGGAUGAUUUUUAAAAUGUAAUUUCUACCUCAAUUAUACUUUCAUAUUUAAUUAAUGAAUAAAAGAAUUGUACUCCCUUUUUUCAUCGCUAUAUAUGUAUCUGAUGGAUUAGUUUGUUAAUUGCUCGCGUAUAAAUUGCACUAUCGUUAAUUUGAUCAAUAAUUUCGCAAGUUCAGUUUUAACGAUGCAAGUAUAUUUUCGUUUGAUAUAGUAUAUAUUUUUUUUACAAUAAAUAUAUAUCUUUCUAUCUAGCAACAAUUUAAUUUAAAUUCGAUAUCAGGGCACAGUGUUAUAGAUGAUCGUACAUCACUUAAUUUAAAUCUCUUAGGCUCGUUGUUCGGAAAGUUCUUUCAGAAAAUGGCAGACACAAAAAAAAAA